AUGGGUAUCAUAGACGUCCAGAGGUCUCAUUUGACUGCCACGCCGUCCAAGGAGAGGGAUGCACCAGCACACCCUCCCCCCACAAUCUUGCCUGUCUGUAUCCUUUUUCCAUACACAUCUAUUGCACUUCCUGUCCUCAUGUACUACAUCCCGGAGAAAGGCCAAUUCGACCAAAAUCCCUUUCUCAAGCUCAUUGCAAUACUCCCUCCCUGCCUGUACUCGGCGGUCCAAUUCCCUCUCCUCUUCCUCGGCAACCCCGAGUCUUCCUGCACGCCUCGACCUGCAUUAUAUGCAACACUCUAUCUGCUCCUGGAUGCCUCUCUCCUUGCAUUUUCUGCCAUCUCCAUCCUCUCGAUUGCUGCAUUCACCACUACAGAAUGGAACAGCGAUGAGGUUGUGGCCGUCUGCUCCACCCUCCUCCCCUCCCUGCUCGUACUGCCUGCCCACCUGCUAUCCACCUCCUGCGCCCUUACCCCAGGGUCAAUCGGAUUCACAGACUCCUCUGUCGACAUUCUCAUUGACCUUCUGAUGGUGUCACUCCUUGCAGCAGGCCUAACGCUGAAUGUGGACGAGUCCUGGCGCUUCUUCCCCUACAUCUGCAUCAGCUCCCUCGUCCUUGUCCUGGCAAAGUUGCUCCGGAAGAGCAGCUCCAUGCCCAGAAGGGACCCUGCGCCUGCUCCAGCCUGGAGGAUAGCCGCCUUUGUCCUUAUCUUUGGCCUUUCCAUGUUUGUUUACUUUUCCAUCCUCUAUGAGUGCCUGCUCAUUUUCGGCAACCAUUUCCCCUGGUUCCCAAGCCAAGCACCUUCCAACGACUUGACGAAUAAAUGGUAG
Encephalitozoon cuniculi GB-M1 is the source of this 831-nucleotide messenger RNA. RefSeq lists its product as uncharacterized. The record is from RefSeq and is marked provisional. Lineage: Eukaryota; Fungi; Microsporidia; Unikaryonidae. The coding region runs from base 1 to 831 and encodes 276 amino acids. The transcript has a single exon.